Messenger RNA from Protopterus annectens (West African lungfish), 2951 nucleotides. RefSeq names its product trehalase (gene TREH). Bases 1 to 1731 code for a protein of 576 amino acids. Gene Ontology annotation, biological process: trehalose catabolic process. The record is from RefSeq and is a predicted model, not a curated record. NCBI's taxonomy places the organism in Eukaryota, Metazoa, Chordata, Ceratodontiformes, Protopteridae. Gene Ontology annotation, molecular function: alpha,alpha-trehalase activity. The transcript has 15 exons.
AUGACAUUUAUAGUCAAACAACGUACCAGCUGUUCUGCUACCAAUCAUGGUGGUGGAAAGAUGUUGUAUCAGAUAUACUGCACUGGAGAGAUUUUGAAGAAUGUUCAGCUUGAGAAGUUAUAUGAUGAUGACAAAUACUUUGUGGACAUGAAGUUAAAAGAACAUCCAGAUAAAGUGCUCGAGACAUUUAUGAAUAUGACAUCACAAACACAAAAUGGGCGACUAACAAAGGAACAGCUUCAACAGUUUGUAAACUCAUCUUUUCAGGAGCCAGGGCAAGAGUUUGAAACUUGGAUACCAACAGACUGGUCUGAAAAUCCCACAUUUCUUGGGAAGAUUUCUGAUGCAAAGCUGAAGGUAUGGGCACGAGAGCUGCAUGAGCUGUGGAAGUCCCUUGGAAGAAAGAUUAAAGAAGAUGUGAAGAUCCAUUCAGAACUCUACUCACAGCUGUAUGUUCCUUACCCAUUAGUGGUCCCAGGAGGACGCUUCAGAGAAUACUAUUACUGGGAUUCUUACUGGAUCGUCAAUGGAUUGCUUCUUUCUGAAAUGUACAGCACUGCAAAAGGAAUGAUUGAAAACUUCCUCUAUCAUGUUGAAAGAUUUGGGUUAAUUCCAAAUGGAGGGCGAAUCUACUAUGAACGAAGGAGUCAACCACCCUUCUUGACUCUAAUGAUGGAGAGUUACAUGAACACCAAGCAAGAUGUGGAAUUUCUACGAAAAAACAUUCAUCUUCUAGAGAAAGAGUAUGAGUUCUGGAUGAAGAACAGAUCCGUGUCUGUUACAGUGAGUGAAUCACAGUAUACCCUGAAUCAGUAUGCUGUCAAAGUGGAUGGACCAAGACCUGAGUCUUAUAGUGAUGAUGUGGAACUAGCUGAGACUGUGCCAGAGGAGCAAAGACAAAGUCUGCUGAUGGAAAUAAAGUCAGCAGCUGAAUCAGGCUGGGAUUUCUCCUCACGCUGGUUCAUCGAUUCAUCUGGAGUCAACAGAGGGACAUUAAUGGACACCAAAACUUCACACAUCAUCCCUGUUGAUCUUAAUGCUAUUCUCUGUCGAGUUGAACGGGUACUGGCUUCCUUCCAUAGAAUACUAGGUAACAGUGACAGAGCAGAAUACUUUCAAAAGGCUUUACAGAACAGGACCACAGCAGUAAAUACAGUGCUGUGGAAUAAUGCACAAGGCAUCUGGUUUGAUUACAACCUCAUUACAAAUCAGAGUAAUGCAGCUUUUUAUGCCUCUAACAUAUUCCCUUUGUGGGCUAAGUGUUACUCAGACACAGACGAGUUUGUGGAAGAUAAAGUUGCUGAAUAUUUACAGUGGAGUAAAGCAUUAUCAUAUAAAAAUGGAAUUCCAACUUCUCUGAGUGAAAGUGGACAGCAGUGGGACUAUCCGAAUGCCUGGCCUCCACUUCAGCAUGUAAUCAUAGAAGGCCUGGACAAAUCUAAGUCCCAGAAAGCCAAGGAGAUUGCUGUGAAUCUAGCACAGAAAUGGGUUCGAGUAAACUGGGAAGCAUAUGUAAAGCACAAAGCCAUGUUUGAAAAGUAUGAUGUGAAUGAAGAUGGCAAACCUGGUGGAGGAGGUGAAUAUGAAGUACAGCUUGGGUUUGGCUGGACAAAUGGAGUGGCACUACAGCUUCUGGAUCAAUAUGGAAAUCAACUGACAUCAGGAACAGCCAUUCGUGUACCUUGGAUUUGGACAUUAAUUAGUAUCCCUGUACUGGUCUACUGCCUGUAAUUGUGCUUUUCACCUCGGUCACUAUUUAAUAGUUUGUCUCACACAGAACUGUGGAUUCCUAAACCAUGUAAAGAAGUAACCCAUCUAGAUCCAGAUUCUAGAUGCAGAAAUUAAUUUACUGUAUUUUCUCUGCAUCUCUGAUUUUUCCUCUGUGCCUCUCUCUCCAUAUUUUAGUUUUUUUUUUUACCGCGAGAGGACUGCAACCAGUGUUUCCAAGAUAAUUCUGCUGAUUCUGUUAAUGAUACACGCCUGAUAAAUGCAGGGAGGGACACAAGAUAUUGUGCAUUUCAAAAUUUUACACACAUACAAGGUGUUGGUGUUAUGCUACAUACAUUCCCAGGCAAUUGAUUAUACGGUUUCUGAAAAUAACUGUGUCUGUGUAAAUUAAGUGGCUAACAAAAAGGCCUGGGAUUCAUUAAAAUCCUCACCACAUGUGCUAAUUACCCAAUGCGGGUUGGCCAAUUAGUGCUGUAUAGUCAGGGAUAAUGCUAGGCUUGGAAACAAUUAUAACUAUGCCAGGCUAAAUGCAACAACAUAUUAUUUUUCUUUUUUCUUGUCCCCCCCUCAUGUUUAAAUGCAGUAUAUGUUCACCUGGUAGGAAUGUGACACCUUGUUUGCCCUUGUGACAAAACUAUCUGUAGUGGUAUGUGUUCUCAUGGUAAAAAGGAGGCACUUUGUUUAUCCAGAUGUCAAAGUACAGGGAAACAUACUGAGUCUCCAGGCAUGAUGGCUUUGAAAAAGCAGGAAUGAAAAAGCAGUGGAAUGUAACGGCUGUAACAACUUUAUGACAAAUGGGACAAGAUUAAAGGCCUUUGGCUUCACAGGUGUGAAUGCAAAAAUGUGAUUCAGACGCAGGUAUAGCUGCAACAAGAAAGACCUCAUUAUCAUCUCAUUACCAUGUCUUAGAAUCAAACACUGCACUAUCAGACCUGACCAUGCUUGUGUUCUCCAUAGCUGCUCAUGCGACACGUAAGUAAGGGCAUCACCUUACACUGUCACAUGUACACACACAUUAGGACAUCCAUGCAUAUAAACACAUAGACACACAAUUUCAGACACACAGACCCACAUCAACAAAUUUACAAAUAAAUGUCUUAGACUUGCUGAAUACUCACCGAUUCACCCACACAAAUGCUGCAAUACACACACAUAAACACAUACAUACUUGCUAUUCCCUACCUAACCCCUGUGGUUUGACCACCCAGGCAGGCAUGUACACA